CAAAACCGUAUAAUAAUAAAACAAACACAAUGUCUGCUGGCAUGCCAAUCAACCCCAAGCCAUUUCUUAAUGGGCUUACUGGGAAACCCGUGCUGGUGAAACUCAAAUGGGGACAAGAAUACAAAGGCUUUUUGGUCUCCGUGGACGGCUAUAUGAACAUGCAAUUGGCCAACACAGAGGAAGUCAUCGAGGGUUCUGUCACCGGCAAUCUGGGAGAGGUGCUGAUACGUUGCAACAAUGUGCUCUACAUAAAGGGCAUGGAGGAUGACGACGAAGAGGGUGAAAUGCGCGACUAGGAACCGCACGGCAAUCCAGCCGUGAGCCGUUCGCCGAUAAUGGAAACUCUACUCUACUUAUAUUAAGUGUAUAAAACUAAUGAAAUAAAGACGUAUUUAUUUUGUA
Molecule: messenger RNA, 402 nt
Organism: Drosophila persimilis
Lineage: Eukaryota; Metazoa; Arthropoda; Insecta; Diptera; Drosophilidae
Gene: SmF
Product: small nuclear ribonucleoprotein F
Exons: 1
Coding region: 30-296 (88 amino acids)
Biological process (GO): mRNA splicing, via spliceosome; spliceosomal snRNP assembly
Cellular component (GO): catalytic step 2 spliceosome; U1 snRNP
Molecular function (GO): RNA binding
Source: RefSeq, a predicted model, not a curated record